AUGGUACCUGCCGACAUACCACCAACCGCAACUGAUGCCAAUCCUGAAGCAGAGGCCAAUGCCAGACGAAAGGGUGUGCCGUAUAUACCAAGUUAUAUGGAUCUGAGUAAUGGUCCGGAACCAUGUGUUGUUUGUGGUGAUGCAGCUACAGGCUAUCACUAUAGAUGUAUGACAUGUGAAGGCUGUAAGGGUUUCUUCCGACGCACGAUACAGAAAGAUUUAAAAUACCAUUGUAAAUGGAAUAGUAAUUGUGAAAUUGACAAAACUACGAGAAAUCAGUGCCAAGAAUGUAGAUUCCAGAAAUGUGUCCGUGUUGGCAUGGCAACCGACUUGGUUUUAAACGAGAAACAGCGAAAAGCGAAGAGAAAGUUGAUAGAAGAGAAUCGCGAGAGAAAGCGAGAUGAAGUAGUACGUCAGAGAACUAGUCCUAUCCCCUGUGAUAUUGAUGUAUUGAAUGAUAAUGAUAAAACUUUAAUAGAUGACGUCGUUAAUGCUUAUAAUAACUCCAGUGUUAAAGUCCAGAAUGCUCGCUUUAUGAUGCCUCGAUAUGAAUGCAAAUACCCUAACGAAGCUGCCGAAUUGGAGGCGUGGCAACAGUUAGCAGAAACUAUGACACCAUCUAUAGUCAAAGUCGUGGAAUUUGCCAAGGGCGUGCCAGGAUUUACUCAGUUGAACGUUGAUGAUCAGAUAUUGUUGUUGAAAUGUUGCUGUAUGGAGAUCAUGUGUUUACGAGCUGCUCGACGAUACGAACCGGAAGAUGAAACUCUAGUCAUGACUAAUGGUCUAACCAUUCAUAAGUCCCAAAUACAACAACACGGUGCCGUCGGUGCCUUGGUGGAGCCUAUCUUUGAAUUUGCUAUCGGUCUAGCUAAACUCAGUUUGGAUGAAACGGAAGUUGCUCUAUUGGCUGCUGUUUUGUUGAUGCAAUCAGAUCGUUCCGGAUUAAAGAAUGCUGAAGUUGUUGAAAGGUUGCAAGAUGCUAUACUUGGUGCCUUUAAACGUUACAUAACCAACAAACGCCCCAAUCAACCCGUCCAUUGGGCUAAAGUCUUAAUGAAAGUUACAGACCUUAGAACUAUCAGCACCAGACACGCAGAAAGAGUGCUGUGUGCGCGCGUGGAUUCGUCUGGUGGAAUUUCGCCAUUAUUCAUGGAAAUGUUCAAAGAAGGCGGACAAUCAUGA
Messenger RNA from Patella vulgata (common limpet), 1182 nucleotides. RefSeq names its product thyroid hormone receptor beta. The transcript has 7 exons. Gene Ontology annotation, biological process: positive regulation of transcription by RNA polymerase II; negative regulation of transcription by RNA polymerase II; cell differentiation. Bases 1 to 1182 code for a protein of 393 amino acids. Gene Ontology annotation, molecular function: zinc ion binding; nuclear receptor activity; RNA polymerase II cis-regulatory region sequence-specific DNA binding. The record is from RefSeq and is a predicted model, not a curated record. Lineage: Eukaryota; Metazoa; Mollusca; Gastropoda; Patellidae.